Messenger RNA from Exophiala viscosa, 822 nucleotides. RefSeq lists its product as uncharacterized. The transcript has a single exon. NCBI's taxonomy places the organism in Eukaryota, Fungi, Ascomycota, Eurotiomycetes, Chaetothyriales, Herpotrichiellaceae. Gene Ontology annotation, molecular function: oxidoreductase activity, acting on the CH-OH group of donors, NAD or NADP as acceptor. The record is from RefSeq and is a predicted model, not a curated record. The coding region runs from base 1 to 822 and encodes 273 amino acids.
AUGUCCCAACCAUUGGUCUUUCUUACAGAUGUAUCAGGUCCCAUUGGCUUUGCAGCUCUUGCCGCUCUGCUGAAACGGGGUCACCCAGUACGCGUUACAAGUUGCGACCGGGAAACGAACCGACAAAUCAAAGAUCAACCUGCGAUUAGGCCACACGCAAAGUCGCUUUCGUUCAUCAAGAUUAAUGACUUCCUCGUCGCAGAGGCCUUUGAAACGGCCCUCAAAGGUGUAUUCCAUGUCAUCCAUGUCGCCUCACCAACACGGGAUGAUCCAGUCUCGGUGACAAUGUUCGGUACCCAGAAGGUAUCUGCCGAUUCCGCCAGUCAAGCCACAUUGGCUAUGCUCAGAGCAGCCAGGAGAUCUUCUUCAGUCCACCGGGUGAUCAUCACGUCCUCGAUCGAACUCCUGCAGCACCCGACCCCAUCUUCGAAGCCACAUGAAGUCGUGCCGAACGUAUGGGCUGCAUAUCGGAUAUUGAAGACCAUUGAUUGUGCCGCGAAAGGAUCUAAGCCGGCACAGCAGUCAUAUUUGCACGUUGCCCAUAUCGUGCCGUCAUGCGCCUCAACAUGCAUCGACGAGUCUGCCUCGUAUUCCAAGCCCCAAAUCGGCGGAAAGGAGCGGCCUCCGAUAGCCUCGGAGGCCCCGAUCAGCAGGAAUCAAACACGACCUCCUCAAUGGGUACGCUGUGACACCGUCGUUGCCGCAUUGGUGGCGGGUUUGGAAACUGGCGACGCAACCAGCAGGGAGGGCUUCGAUGCCUCGUAUCCUCCCGCGGUACAAUGGUCUGAGGUAGAACAGGUAAUGAAGCAAGUGUUUCCUUAG